Messenger RNA from Trichoderma breve, 1860 nucleotides. Its product is annotated as BSD domain-containing protein. The coding region runs from base 1 to 1860 and encodes 619 amino acids. The transcript is spliced from 3 exons. Gene Ontology annotation, cellular component: transcription factor TFIIH core complex; transcription factor TFIIH holo complex. Lineage: Eukaryota; Fungi; Ascomycota; Sordariomycetes; Hypocreales; Hypocreaceae. The record is from RefSeq and is a predicted model, not a curated record. Gene Ontology annotation, biological process: transcription by RNA polymerase I; nucleotide-excision repair; transcription by RNA polymerase II.
AUGGCGAGCCCAACGGGCCACACUCUCUUCAAGAAAAAAGAGGGCAUCCUAUCGUUCACGACUGAUCAUAAAGCCAUAACAUGGACGCCAAUUUCGGGAGGCCCAGCAACUGUUUCGCUGCCAGUUACCAACAUCACCAAUCUUCAGCAAACUCCCGACAGCUCUCCCAAAGUUAUGCUUAAAAUAUUCGAGAAGUCCGAAAACGCAAGCGACCCCAUCACCUACCUGUUCCAUUUCAAUACUCCAGAAGCUAAGGCAGAAGCUCAAUCUGUCAAAGAUCUGCUCUCGAGAUUGCUGGCCGAUCUACGGAAUGGCGAUGCAAACGUAUCUAAGCUAGUGACUACUACCUCAACACCCGUUGCAAAUGGAGAGGGUGCAGGGAGCUCUGCCACGCUGAUGAAUAUUGAGCUACAGCAAUCUCUCAUGAAGAAAGACAGGAGUUUGCACGAAACGUACGUGAGCGCCAUGUCGACUAAGCCAGAUUCAAUGACUACUGCUGCCUUCAACUCCCAGUUCUGGUCCAUGAGGAUAAACUUAUUAAGAGCCCAUGCCAUCGAAACAAACCAAAAAAAAGGCGCAUACAACGUCCUUUCAACUGUUAAACCUCGAACCGUGGAUGGGGAGUUGAAACUGAACAUCAGCGUGGAGCAAGUUCAAAUGAUAUUUGCCCAACAUCCAUUAAUUAAACGAAUAUACAAUGAAAAUGUACCGAGACUAACGGAAGCGGAAUUCUGGUCGCGAUUCUUCCUCAGCAAACUUGCUAAGAAGCUUAAGGGGGAACGCGUCACUGAUAAUGACCCUGCCGAUGCUAUCUUUGACAAGUACAAUAUCGAUGGCAAUAUGCAAGAUGCUCAUUCUAAGACUACGACCCAGCCUGUCCCUCAUAUAAUUGACAUUGAGGGCAAUGAAGAGAACCAAGGAGGUUUCAAAGGCGGCAACGCCAAGGAUGUCGAAAUGCGACCUCGAGCAAAUAUCCCUAUCGUUAGGACACUUAACAGUCUGAGCGAAAAGAUAAUGGCAAAUGUUCCUCCCUCGGAUAACACGGCAUAUGAUGCUCAGGGACUCUAUAAUACAUCUCGAGAGCUAACUCUACGCGACCUAAAAGGAGAUGGUGAAGAACAGCGCAUUAUGCUGAGUAUCAAAGAAAGGAAUAACUUUUUUUCGUCGAAGGAUUCCCCUGCCCAAAGAGGAGGAGAUGUUCUUGGCAGUCAACGGCCUGAAGAUGUUCUCACCAAAGUGAGAAAUUUGCACACGGCCGGGCCUGAUAAGACUGGGGACAUUGGACUGCAAAUCAACAUAGACCUCGACAUAGAUAGUGACAGCGACAACGAGUCAAAACCUGGACUCAACGCUACUCGUGACGCAAUUAAAGAAGCAGAGAAGGAUGUCAUGGCUGGCAUACAACAACAGCGUUCUCAAAAAUAUGGACGCGCCUCGGAUGAUACAUCUCCAAUGGGAAUACCUACUACGAUCUCCGACAAGUGUGCUCUUACUCAUGCUACAACGAUUGAGUUUCUUCAUCAGUUCUGGGACGGCUUUCUUUCCGGCGACCCUGACCGUGCCAUAGAGGUACAAUACUUGGCUGAAUCGCUGGCGAGAUCCAUGGCACGUAUUCAAGCCGUGGCUGACGAGGCUGAGGUUGAAAGAGAGAGUGCCAUUCAAAAGCGGAAGCAGGAGAUUCGUAGUCACUUCGAACGCACAGGGAAAAAGAUUCGAUGGAAGCCAGAUAUGGUCGGCGGUGGUCGCGAUGUCGUUGGCAAGAUAAUGCAGCCGACUGUGGAUGCACUACGGCGAGCACAGGACACUUAUUCUAGAGCACUAGGCGAGGAGGGUGUCCAAAUAUCGACGGAGAGCACAUAA